Owenia fusiformis is the source of this 4483-nucleotide messenger RNA. The record is from the annotation of a GenBank genome assembly. NCBI's taxonomy places the organism in Eukaryota, Metazoa, Annelida, Polychaeta, Sabellida, Oweniidae.
ACGUCAGGUCACAUGACCAUACAAUUUUGGCAGCCAUAUUGGUUUUGAAAGCUGUGAAAAUUUGUCAACCUUUACGUCAAAGUAUGAUUAUUUGACUACUGUCUCAUCGAUGUGUAGGUGACAUACAUAAUCCCAUUAGUUAGAAGAAGUGAUGGCACUGAAAAAAGUGAAAGGAACUUUGGAGCGUGUCCUGGACAAGAACCUUCAAGAUCUGGUUCGCGGGAUCAGAAACCACAGAGAAUCUGAGGCCAAGUACAUAGCAGAAUGCAUUGAUGAGAUCAAGGAAGAGCUGAGACAAGACAAUGUUGCUGUCAAGGCUAAUGCUGUGCAAAAAUUAACUUAUAUUCAAAUGUUGGGCUAUGACAUUAGCUGGGCUGCAUUCAACAUGAUUGAAGUUAUGAGCUCUACAAAGUUCACACAUAAACGUAUUGGCUACCUUGCUGCUUCCCAGUGUUUCCAUGACGACACAGAUGUGAUUAUGCUUACAACUAACAUGAUAAGAAAGGACUUGAACAGUCAGAAUUUAUAUGAUGCUGGUGUUGCACUGAAUGGUCUCUCUAACUUCAUCACACCUGACUUGGCUCGGGACUUAGCCAAUGAUAUUAUGACACUUAUGACAUCAACGAAGCCAUAUCUUCGGAAGAAAGCUGUCCUUAUCAUGUACAAAGUGUUCCUCGCAUUCCCUGAGGCUCUCAGACCAGCAUUCCCAAGAUUGAAGGAGAAACUAGAAGACGGAGAUCCAGGUGUACAAUCAGCAGUUGUAAAUGUGAUAUGUGAACUUGCUAGGAAAAACCCAAAGAAUUACCUGUCACUAGCUCCUCUAUUCUUCAAACUGAUGACAACCUCCAGCAAUAACUGGGUGCUUAUAAAGAUUAUAAAACUGUUUGGUGCCCUCACCCCUCUUGAGCCAAGAUUAGGGAAGAAACUGAUUGAACCUCUCACUAAUCUUAUCCACAGCACAUCUGCCAUGUCUCUGCUGUAUGAAUGCAUCAACACAGUCAUUGCAGUUCUUGUUUCUAUAUCUUCAGGCGUGCCCAGUCACUCCGCAUCCAUUCAGCUGUGUGUUCAGAAGUUGAGAAUUCUCAUUGAAGACUCGGACCAGAAUUUGAAGUAUCUUGGUUUACUGGCCAUGUCCCGUAUCCUGAAGACUCAUCCUAAGAGUGUUCAGGCUCACAAAGACCUAGUCCUACAAUGUCUUGAUGACAAAGAUGAGUCAAUACGCCUCCGUGCCCUGGAUCUUCUGUAUGGCAUGGUGUCCAAGAAGAACCUCAUGGAAAUAGUGAAGAAGUUGAUGGUCCAUAUGGACAAAGCAGAGGGCUCUAACUAUAGAGAUGAACUGCUGGCUAAGAUCAUAGAGAUAUGCAGUCAGUCUAACUACCAGUUUAUAACAAAUUUCGAAUGGUAUGUGAGUGUGUUGGUAGAACUAACCAGACUAGAAGGUACGAGACAUGGGAAGAUCAUAGCCUCACAAAUGUUAGAUGUGGCCAUACGUGUACAAGCCAUCAGACCCUUUGCUGUUGCACAAAUGGCUACACUGUUAGACAAUGCUCACUUGCUGACCAACAACUCCCAGAGGAAUGGUAUAUGUGAAGUUCUAUAUGCUGCAGCUUGGAUCUGCGGAGAGUUCUCAGAGCAUCUGCCCAACUCCAAGCAGACACUAGAAUCCAUGCUGCGGCCCAAGGUGACUCAGCUACCAGGUCACAUACAGAGCAUCUAUGUCCAGAACCUCAUCAAGCUAUACUCCAGCAUCCUGGUGAAGGGGGAAGCUGAUGAGAACCUCGAUGACUCUAAAGAGGCAGCACAACUUAUUAUAGAGAAACUACCCCUGUUUGUUCAGAGUGCUGAUUUAGAAGUGCAGGAGAGGGCUUGCUGUAUAUUACAACUAAUGAAGUAUGUGGUGAAGCUUCAAGACAAGGGAGUAGCUGUAGGGGAAGAGGUAUCUGCACUCUUUGCAGGGGAACUAAACCCCGUAGCUGCAAAAGCACAGAAGAAAGUGCCAGUCCCUGAAGGGUUAAAUUUAGACAAAUGGAUUAAUGAUCCGCCCUCAGAAAGCUCAGAAGAUGAGGGGCCAACUCCCAAUAUAUUCAUGCCAUCAGAUGAACACAGGUCCAACUUCCAGUCUGAAGAGAAGAAGUCUUAUCAACCUACUGCAGAGGAAUUAUCUAAGCAAAGGGAAGCACGGAAAAUGGAGCAAGAGAACAAUCCUAACUACCUGAAGGGGCCCAGUAGACCUAAGACACUAGUCAAUAGCAGAGGUGCUUAUGAAGAUGUACCAGAAGUAGCAGAAUUAGCAUUAGAGGUGCCAUUACAUAUUCCUGGUCUGCCAUCUUCUGACAAGUACAUAAAGAUGCAACGUGAACAAAUGAAUGCAGCAAGUAGGAAGAAGAAAGACAAGAAGAAAAAGAAGAAAAGGAGCAAGAAGGGCCAUGUUGUAGAGUCUGAGGAGGAAGAUGAUAUCCCAGUGGUCCACCAUGUUAGUGCAGUACUAGAUGAACCAGAGGGUGGUGACUCUGAUAAAGAAGACAAGACUGACAGAGGAAAUGAUCAAUAUGCCAUGUUAGAUAUGAACCUUGAUGAGCCAUUGCGAGAUGAUGAAAGGUUGCCAGUGAGACAGCAUCGGGUAGUUGGUCUGGAACCAAGGGAAGAUGAAGCUACACUUGAAGAUAAACCUAAAAAGAAACAUAAAAAAGAAAAGAAGAAAAAAGAAAAGAAAGAGAAGAGCAAAGAGAAAAAGAAAAAGCGCAUUGACAGUGAAGAACCAGAAGAAAGUCCCAGCCUGCUAGUGUCUGCAGUUGAGGAAACCCCAGGGGAGCCUCACAUAGAAACCAAUGGCAUUACACCAGAAGUACCUCAAGUCAAUGGGGAUAUAAAUGGCAGUAAAAAGGAGGAUGACCUAGACUUCUGGUUGUCAGGGAAGGAUGCUGAAAGUCCAGUAAAGGAUAUCCCAAUCAUUAAAGAACCAGUUAAUAAUACGCAUGGAUCAGAUGCUGAUACUGAACAGCCAGAAGAGAAAAGUAAAAAGAAGAAGGAGAAAAAGCACAAAAAGGAGAAGAAACGAAAGAAGAACAGGAGUGACUAUGAGAUAGCAGAAGGGAUCACUACACCAUCUAAGGAACAUGCCAAUGCAGCAUCCCCACAACCAGAACAAGCACUUCCACCUAUGACAAACUACAAAUUACUUAGCAAGAAUGAUGCAGUUCAACUGACAUAUGAGACGCGAGUUAGCCAAGCACAAUCCAACCAAGUUGUGGUCUCAGUGAUUCUUUCAAACCUCAGUUGCAAUCACAUCAAAGAACUGGAGUUCAAUGUAUUAGACUCCAUGAACACUAAACUGGUCAGGGGGGUGGGUGCAAGUUCACAUGAUCCAGUCAAGGUCCCAUUUAUACUUCUUCCAUCUUCACAAAAUGAGGGUCAGUUUGCCUUCACUGUGCAGAGCAUUACUAUGCCACAGAGACUCAAGGGUACACUCACAUACAUGGUCAAGACUGAAGAGGGAUCGACACAUGAGAAGUUAGAUUUCAAACUUCCCCUACCGUGUAGCUCAUAUCUCCUGGCAACUCCCUGUAAUAGUGAUGCCUUUGCAGAACUGCUUAGUAGUGGAGAUUUAAAUGAAAAAUAUUCCAGCACAUUUAAUGCAGUAGACAGUGAAUUCUCACAUGUCAUCGCCAAACUAUGUUUUCAUAAUCAUUUUACAAUUGUUGAGCAGAUAGACCACAGUGCAUCAUUAUACAGUAGAUCCAUCCAAGGCCACCAUGUCUGCCUGCUAGUCAAACAAUUGGCAAAUCAAGGAAUUAGCGUAGAUGGUAAAAGCACAGACUCUAGUUUACUUUCCAAUAUAAUAGACGAUAUUAAAACUACUCUAACUACUCAAUCUAAUUCAUCAUAGAGCAGACAGUACCUGACUAGAACAAUACCAGUCACUAUAGUAUAUACUGCCAUGUACAGCUCUGCAUCCUGUUAGUCUAAUGGACCAUAUUUGCAAUUUACUAUGUUGAGCAAUGCUCUGGUUUCAUAAAACUGCAAUGUUUCAACCCAAAUGGGUCUUGGCAUCCCCAUUUAAUACAGACUGACAUAUACCCUCAAGUCAUUUAUUGUCAAUAGGCUCACUGGGGGCAACCGCUAUAAUUGUACAGUUGUAGCCUAGGCCCUACUUGAAUUUGGUUGAAUCCCAUUUAGAUGUCAACAGGGAUGUAGGAUCAUGAUUUUUGUGCUAUAAUGAAAAUCCUAACCUAAAUACUAACUAUCAGUAUAGGCUAAGAUAAUCUUGGAAGAAAAAUUUGAUAUAAUCUUCUAUCUUUGUUUAAAGGUUGUGAAUUCAACAAUGGCUUUCAAAGCUAAUAAAUUUCAAUUGAAUAUAUUUUCUUAUUCUCUAUAUCAGUAGCCUAUACCAGUGUUUUCAAGUUUUCAACCUUGAAACACUGUUUUUAAGUAAAUAAUGAAAUAGAAAUCAUGAAGAAUUUGAUUAAAAUCUGUAAACUUGAAU